GGCCUACCCACCUCUUUCGUCACUAGACGAGGCCUCCUCGGCCGAUUUCUUGACCUGGGACACCUCCCCAUCCGUCUUCUACCCUGUCCUCGUUGUUCCUGAUCUUGUACCUCUUCUUCGUCUGCCCUGCAUCGUGCAUCCUUGUACCUGCAAUAACCCCGCGAUUCGCACUACGGCAAAACCCGUCUGGCCUCAUCUCUCAUCUGGCCUCAUCACGUCGGUCAAACCCAAAUCGCAGCAUCGACACAACCGACGCGACAAAUCCUGGCCUACAACACUGCAUCGCGCGACUACAAUAACUCGACCUCUCAGACCUCCAGAUUAUGGUGUGGUCCAGGUAGUCGAAUUCGAGCGUUCGGCCUCCGCCAUCAUGAGUCUCAAUCUCCCCAUUCGAACGAGCUCCAGCAGUCAGCGAAACCAGGCCAGCAGAAACUACUUUACGAACUAUACCCCACCCUCUUCGACCGAGGCCAUCAAUGGCCCCGUGAGAGAGCCUGCGAGGGAGCUUCUUCCUCCUGCUGACCGUCUCAUCGUUGGCGUGGACUUUGGCACCACUUUCUCAGGAGUCGCCGCAGUCUACACUGGUACCCCCGAUGACAUUGAGAUCAUCAAGACAUGGCCAGGAGGCAACGGCAUCACCUCCGACAAGGUGCCCACCGAGAUCGCCUACACGUUUCCCUCUACUCCAACCUCGCCUUCCGUGUCAUCCUCGUCGACUCCCACGCCAGCAUCAGGCCCAGGUCAGACGCCAGCAUCUCAGUCAGGCUCCGGCGGUGAGGGGAAUCCGACAAUCAAAUGGGGUUUCCAGUUCCGCCCCGAGGAGUCGCGCCUCCGUUGCAUCAAGCUCUUCCUCGAUCGGUCUCAGAAGCUUCCCUUCUACGUCUCCCCCCUCGACACGGCCGCACAGCUGCGCAGCUAUGACAAGACUGUCAUCGAUGCUGUGAGCGACUAUCUCACACAGAUCUACGCCCACACCAUGGACACCCUGACGAGGCGCUAUGGCGAGUCCUUCAUGGCCUCGACCAAGGUCGAUUGGGUGCUCACCUGCCCCGCUGUCUGGUCCGACGCGGCAAAGAACACGACGCUGCAGGCCGCUGAGCGGGCCGGUAUGGGCGAGAAGUCCGAGAUCCAGAUGAUCAGCGAACCCGAAGCGGCGGCAGUUUACACGCUCAAGGCCAUCCAGCCGAACCACCUGAAUGUGAAUGACAAUUUCAUUGUUUGCGAUGCUGGUGGCGGAACCGUCGACUUUCCCGGUCUCCCCGACGACGAAGAAGCAGGCCUCGAUUGCGGCUUCCUCGUCAUGACGGCCGAACAGGUCAAGGACAUCUUCGAGCCAGUUGUCAAGGAAGUAUGUGACCUCGUCCAGGGCCAGGUUCGCGACCUUCGCUCCAAGGGCGGUAUCGUCUCCGGCAUCAUCCUUGUCGGCGGCUUUGGCCAGAGCGAUUAUCUAUACCGUCGUCUCAAGACGCAUUUCGCGAGCGCUGCCCCGCCCCCCUACACCGAACGCCCGACACACGCCACGGCCACGGCCCUCACCGAGGCUGGCUCCAUCGAGGUCAUGCAACCCGUCUACGCCUGGACAGCCGUUGUACGAGGCGCCGUCCUCCGUGGUCUUGAGGGCAGCAUGGUCAUAUCGCGCAAGGCCCGCAUGCACUACGGCACCUCGUAUGCCACAGUCUAUGACGACGAAAAGCACUCCGUCAGCGAGCGCUACUGGUCACCUUUGUGGGAACGCUGGAUGGUCUCCGAUCGCAUGCAGUGGCACAUUGCCAAGGGCGAGGCCAUCUCACCUGUGUCUCCCAUUGCUUUUCACUACACGCGCAACUUCCGCCCUGGACAAAGCCUUGUUGUCACGGACGAUCUCAUCGCGUGCGAGGCUGAUGAGCCGCCGGUCGCUUACGGGCGGGAUCUCGUCAACGUGUGUACACUAACGACGGACCUCAACGCCGUGCCGCGAAGCUUAUUCACGAGGCUGACAACGACGAGGGGUGUCGAGUUUGACAACCUCGACUUCACGCUAGAAAUGAUAGUCGACAGCGCAGGUCUCGGUUUCGAGCUCAAGGUCGAUGGCGUCCGAUAUGGACGUGUAGAGGCAGAUUUCCACUGA
This is a messenger RNA of Verticillium dahliae VdLs.17, 2107 nucleotides long. RefSeq lists its product as uncharacterized. The coding region runs from base 371 to 2107 and encodes 578 amino acids. NCBI's taxonomy places the organism in Eukaryota, Fungi, Ascomycota, Sordariomycetes, Glomerellales, Plectosphaerellaceae. The record is from RefSeq and is a predicted model, not a curated record. Gene Ontology annotation, molecular function: ATP binding; ATP-dependent protein folding chaperone. The transcript has 3 exons.